This is a messenger RNA of Corticium candelabrum, 1882 nucleotides long. RefSeq names its product solute carrier family 2, facilitated glucose transporter member 12-like. The coding region runs from base 51 to 1733 and encodes 560 amino acids. Gene Ontology annotation, biological process: D-glucose transmembrane transport. Gene Ontology annotation, molecular function: symporter activity. Gene Ontology annotation, cellular component: membrane. The transcript is spliced from 16 exons. NCBI's taxonomy places the organism in Eukaryota, Metazoa, Porifera, Homoscleromorpha, Homosclerophorida, Plakinidae. The record is from RefSeq and is a predicted model, not a curated record.
CUCUAAUGGAGUAAUUAGGGUGUACAUGUAGUAAGGCCUGUGUAGUAGCUAUGAGUAUGAUUGCCACGUUCGACAAUGAUUUGGAAGAGGUAAAGUUGGUAGGCGAUAGAACCGCAACUCUAAACUCCGAAGACGAUGAGGAGGAACACAGUGGAAAUGAGCUCUGUCCAAAAGUUGAAGACAACGAGACAUCAAACUUUACAGCAAGUGAAGUAAUGACAUGGUAUGUCUGGUUGGCGGCUGCGAUGGCUGCUUUGGGUGGCAUUCUGUUCGGUUAUGAUGUCGGAAUCAUAUCGGGAGCUUUGUUGCAGUUGAAAUGUGACUUUGAUAUGACACUUACUGAAAGAGAGUGGGUGAUCAGUUCAAUGCUUGUAGGGGCUAUUGUUGCUUCGUUGACAGGAGGUUUUCUUAUUGAUUUUGUGGGAAGACGAGCAACUAUUAUUGCUAACUCGUGUAUUUUCAUUGUCGGUGCGAUUAUUUUAGCGACAGCUCAUACUUACAGUGUGCUGGUGAUUGGACGACUAAUUGUAGGCUUUGGUGUUUCUCUGUCAGCUAUUGCAGAAUGUAUCUAUAUAUCAGAGAUUGCUCCUGUGUCGAGACGUGGCAUGCUUGUGUCAUUGAAUGAGUUUGGUAUUACUGCUGGAUUCUUGCUUGCUUAUCUUGCCAACUUUGUGUUCAUCAAUGUCGACUCUGGUUGGCGCUACAUGUUUGGAUUGUCAGCCAUACCAAGUACAAUUCAAGGUAUUGGAAUGCUGAAACUUCCUCUCAGCCCAAGAUAUUUGGUUUUACGAAAUCAAAAUGAGAAGGCUCGGAUGGUGCUGCAAAAGUUACGAGGGACUCUGGAUGUGCAAAAGGAGUUAGACAGCAUCAAGAGUAUUCUAGUGUCACAGCAGAAGACAUCUGUGUUGAUGUUGUUUAUGCCAAACCAGAAUAUGAGAUACAGGAUGUUCAUAGCUGUAUCAUUGAUUCUUCUACAGCAAUUUACUGGACAACCGAAUGUUUUGUAUUAUGCAUCGACAAUAUUUGAGCAAAUUGGAUUUUCAUCUGAUGUGGCUGCAGCGAGAGGUACAUUUUUUCUCGGACUGACAAAGGUUGCUGCUGCUACAGUUGCACUUUUGUUUGUGGACAGAGCGGGUCGUCGUAAAUUUAUCCUUGUUGGGGCUAUCGGUAUGAUGAUCAGUGUUGGUUCAAUGGGCAUCGCUCUUGCACAUGCUGGAAUUCAGAAACCAGUAGAGAAGUUGUGUACCGAAACAAACACAACUAUGGCAUCAUUUGCUAAUACUACCGAAGGCUCAGGCAUCCCUGAUGCAGCAAAGUUUACCUCCUUGAUUGGGCUCUUGAUGUUUGUUGCAUUUUAUGGGAUUGGAUUUGGACCAGUGACAUGGAUCAUAUUAAGUGAAAUAUUUCCUGUUGAACUACGAGGCCGAGCAUUUGCCAUAGCCACCGUUGCCAACUGGUCAUCAAACCUUAUUGUGUCUGCUACAUUUCUAGACAUUUUCAGAACGUUUGGAGUAGCAGCCACUUUUCUCAUGUAUGCUAGCACGUGUUUGAUAUCUGUGCUGUUUAUCUUCGUCUUUGUUCCGGAAACAAAGAACAGAUCAUUGGAACAGAUCACGAGUCAACUAGGUUCAAAGCACCCUUCAUUGGUUCGGAAAUGCAGGGAGUUGUGUUGUGGAGACAAUCGGAAAUCUUAUUUAGGAAUAACAUCACUUGGUAACAGCAAGUCAGUUUAGAUAAAGAAUUUAUUGAAGUUUAAAUCAAAUCAUUGUAGGGGAUAAGUUAUUCUAUUGUAAUAAUCGAUUUUACGGCACAUUUUGGGAGUUCCAGUGACUCGUUGAAUAUGAUGCACAUGGCGUACACUGUUAUUGCGAAGCUGGGCCUA